This is a messenger RNA of Protopolystoma xenopodis, 1134 nucleotides long. NCBI's taxonomy places the organism in Eukaryota, Metazoa, Platyhelminthes, Monogenea, Polystomatidea, Polystomatidae. The record is from the annotation of a GenBank genome assembly.
AGCCGAGCCCGGCAGACGUCGGCUCCGGCGCUCGUCUACGCGGCCGACCAAUUGGUCUUUGUCCGAGACCGCUGCAGCCCAGGACUGAGGCUCAACGUGUCCGGAUUCGACUAUUCCACCGGAAACACGUACCCCUCGUCCGAGCUGUCGUCCAUCGGCCUGCAAGGGCCUUCAUGCGGUAAAUCCUCCAACAGCACCAGUCACGUCAUGCUGGACCAUCACCACCUCGACAGUGUUGCGCAUUCACACCACCUCAACUACCCCGUCGAGCACAACCACAACCACAACCACAACCACAACCACAAUUGCGGCUGUCACCAUUUCCAUCCGUCCCCCGGCCUGUUGUCCCCUCCAACCGCGGCCCCGUCGGCUCCAGGACCACGGCCAUAUGUACAUACGUCCUCCUUGCUGGCCAACGAGCCCCACAUGGACGCCAGUCUUGCCGAGCCCAUGUACCGAAGUCACCCCACCCGACAGCCCCAGCAACAGCGUGAGCAACAGCACUACUCUGUACACUCGCACUCGCUAUCGCAGCAGCAAGAAGCGAGAACCCUGUUGCCGGGCCAACAUCAGAACAUGCAACAUGAGACCGGACCUUGUGACCGUCUCGCGGUCGGUGACCACUCACGACCAUCGAGCUGUACCUGCGGCUUCAAUAGUUGCUCUGCCAUGCUAUCAGAAAUGGACUUUUCUCGCCUCGAGGCCACUCCACGUAGCAACGAGAUUUCAGCUCAGACAGUCGGUGUUGCCACCGCGACCAGAGUCUCUUCAGGCGCCAUGACACCGGCGGUGCACACUCACAGUGCCGGUUUGAGUUUUGAAGUCUCGUAUCUGGCGGCCAAGCAGACGACCUAUCGCCAGAGCCUAAACCGACCGACGCCCGAGGGGCAGGAAAAGACGUUGACGUAUGCAAGCGGCACGAGAGACAGCCUCAGCGACGGUGACAAGCGAGAAGGCCGUCCUUUAGACCCUCUCGGCAGUGCUCAGAGCCCCGCAGACCUUCGCGACCGUCGACCAUGCGACAUUUGCGGUGACGUUUCGGCAGGCUACCAUUGCAAUGCCUACGUUUGCGAGGCCUGCAAGGUGAAGCUCGACUUGUUGUCGGACGGCAGUCCAGGUCUAUGUGAAACUUGA